Messenger RNA from Oncorhynchus kisutch (coho salmon), 7669 nucleotides. Its product is annotated as IQ motif and SEC7 domain-containing protein 1. Gene Ontology annotation, molecular function: guanyl-nucleotide exchange factor activity. The coding region runs from base 409 to 4107 and encodes 1232 amino acids. Lineage: Eukaryota; Metazoa; Chordata; Actinopteri; Salmoniformes; Salmonidae. The record is from RefSeq and is a predicted model, not a curated record. Gene Ontology annotation, biological process: regulation of ARF protein signal transduction; actin cytoskeleton organization. The transcript has 16 exons.
AAAAGUCACGAGUACAACGUGGACCGGAGGGUGAUAACGAAACAUUCUACAUUGGUUGGGAAAACUCUACAGGGGAUCCGUGUCAGACAGUCUCGUCUAUAUGUUUAGAAUAAGUUGCCAAACUAAAAGGAUAUGAUACAGCUGGGUCGAUGUCCUUUGAAGGGUUAAAACAUGUUUUUCUUUGUAACUGGAGUGGUUUUCGGAGGUUAGUUAUGGUGUAGACUAACCACCGGAACACGCUUUUCAUUGGGCACCAUUCGUCACACUUCAUUCAACCAGCACCACAUGAAAACAAUGGCGAGGCGCAAAAAGGCACAUCGGGUUGGAAUUUAGCUGAACGUAGCCAUAGCACAGGUUGAAAACGGACUCCGAGAAAACAGAUCGGGGGGCAACCCGAGUCGAAGCAAGAUGGAAAGCCCGACCGAGACCCCAACCAGGGCUGCAGAGUAUCUGAAGGAGCUUAAUAACAUAAUCGAGACCCAACAGGAGUUACUGGAGAGGCAAAAAAAAAGGAUAGAGGACCUGGAGCAUCAAGUGUCCGACUUGUGUUCAGAAAACGCCUGUUUGAAAGACCUGUACCAGCGACAUCUGACUACGUGUAGGCUGCUGCAACAGGGCAACAGCCACGGAACGUUAGGUGUCAUAAAGGAAAACAUCACCCAAGAAAAAUCUGAAUGUGACAGCUCCAAAAUGGUCAGGAGACAUGCCUCUCUGCCCACCGACGUCACAGAGAGCCCUUCCAGUCUGAUGUCGGCCGGCUGCAGGAGAAGUUUCCCCUGCCGCAAGUGGAAGUCCGCCUCUUUUGGUGUGGAGGGGGAUGCCCGGCCCAGUGAGAGCGACGGUGGAGCCAGCUACAGGGGCCCAGUGAUCAGCCCAGACCGCUUCGAGGGCCCCCUCUACGGCCACGGAGUGCAGCCCGGCCCCCAGCGGCCUCCCCGCAGGCCCAAGCUCCAGCACUCCCAGUCCAUCCUCCGCAAGCAGGCAGAGGAAGAGGCCAUCAAACGCUCCCGCUCACACUCAGAGGGCUAUGAGCUGUCGGCUGACCUCCAGGACAAACAGGUGGAGAUGCUGGAGCGUAAAUAUGGCGGACGCUUCAUAACCCGGCAUGCGGCCCGAACCAUCCAAACAGCCUUCCGUCAGUACCAGAUGAACAAAAACUUUGAACGUCUCAGGAGUUGUAUGUCUGAGAACCGCAUGUCCCGACGCAUCGUCCUGUCCAAUAUGAGGAUGCAGUUCUCCUUCGAGGGCCCUGAGAAAGUCCACAGCUCCUACUUUGAGGGGAAACAAGUGUCCCUGACAAAUGACGGCACCCCCCUGGCCUUGGUACAGUCAGAGUGUGGAGACCUGGAGGUCCACCACCAGGCCAACAUGGCAUCACACCCGGCCUCCCAGAACCACCUAACGGAUGCCAUCACAGAGCUGGAGGACGCCUUCUCCAGGCAGGUCAAGUCUCUGGCUGAGUCCAUCGACGACGCCUUGAACUGCCGCAGCCUGCAGGGCGAUGAGGGUCAUGACCCAGAGGCCUUGGGCUGCCCCGAGGUGGAGAGGGAGGUGGCCUAUCAGGUGAAGCCUCACCGCGGGGCGACGGGACGCAAGCGAGAGGACAUGAUGGCAUCCUACAGCGAUGUGACUCUGUUUAUUGACGAGGAGGAACUGUCUCCCUCCAUGGGGCUGUCGCGGGGGUCUGGUGACCAGCCCUCCAGCAUUGAGUCAGACCUCCGCCUGCGCUCGGCCAACUCCUCCCAGGAUUACUGGCCACUGGACCCCAAGGAUGAGGAGCAUGACACGGACACCAGCUGCCGCAGCACUCCCUCCCUGGAGUGCCAGGAACAGAGGCUCCACCUCCCCCUGCUGACCAUCGAGCCGCCCAGCGAUAGCUCUGCCGAACACAGCGACCGCUCUGACCGCAGCUCCAUCAAACGUCCACCUGUCUACGAGUCUCACGGGGGAGGGCACAUCGUGGCAUCCUCCCAGGCCAGCCCCAAACACAUCUCUCAUGGCCUGCCCCCACGAGGGCCCUCCCGGGACGACGAGGCACCCCUCCGCCACCGCCACAGGGCGCUGGAGAGCCACCUAGCCAUCAAUGGCUCGGCCAACCGGCAGAGCAAGUCUGAGUCUGACUUUUCGGAUGGGGACAACGACAGCAUCAACAGCACGUCUAACUCCAACGACACCAUCAACUGCAGCUCUGAGUCGUCGUCCCGGGACAGCCUGAGGGAACAGACACUCAGCAAGCAGACGUACCACAAAGAGACACGCAACAGCUGGGACUCACCGGUCUUCAGCAACGAUGUGAUCCGCAAGAGGCACUAUCGCAUCGGCCUGAACCUCUUCAACAAGAAGCCAGAAAAGGGUGUCCAGUACCUUACUGAGAGAGGGUUCGUCCCAGACACGCCUGUGGGUGUGGCUCACUUCCUGCUUCAGAGAAAGGGCCUGAGCAGGCAGAUGAUUGGAGAGUUCCUGGGCAACCGGCAGAAACAGUUCAACAGAGACGUCCUGGACUGUGUGGUAGAUGAGAUGGAUUUCUCGUCGAUGGAGCUGGACGAGGCACUGAGGAAGUUCCAGAAUCACAUCCGGGUCCAGGGAGAGGCCCAGAAGGUGGAGCGCCUGAUUGAAGCCUACAGUCAGCGCUACUGUAUCUGUAACCCCACGGUGGUGCGCCAGUUCCGGAACCCUGACACCAUCUUCAUCCUGGCUUUCGCCAUCAUCCUCCUCAACACGGAUAUGUACAGCCCCAACGUCAAGCCAGAGAGGAAGAUGAAGCUGGAGGACUUCGUUAAGAAUCUCAGAGGGGUGGACGAUGGGGAGGACAUCCCCAGGGAAACUCUGGUAGGAAUCUAUGAGAGGAUCAGGAAAAGGGAGCUGAAGACCAACGAGGACCAUGUGUCUCAAGUCCAGAAGGUGGAGAAACUCAUAGUGGGCAACAAAAAACCGAUUGGAUCUCUCCACCACGGUCUAGGAUGUGUCCUGUCCCUGCCCCAUCGCAGGCUGGUCUGCUACUGCCGGCUGUUUGAAGUGCCGGACCCCAACAAGCUCCAGAAGCUGGGCCUGCACCAGCGGGAGAUCUUCCUGUUUAAUGAUCUUCUGGUGGUGACAAAGAUUUUCCAGAAGAAGAAGAACUCUGUGACAUACAGCUUCAGGCAGUCUUUCUCUCUGUAUGGGAUGCAGGUUCUGAUGUUUGAGAACCAGCAUUACGGGAAUGGAAUCAAGCUUACAUCAGCCAUACCAGGUGCCGACAUCAAAGUGCUCAUCAACUUUAACGCGCCCAACCCCCAGGACCGCAAGAAGUUUACUGACGACUUGCGGGAGUCCAUCGCCGAGGUCCAGGAAAUGGAGAAAUACAGGAUAGAGUCUGAGCUGGAGAAGCAGAAAGGGGUGGUGAGGCCCAGUAUGUCCCAGAGCUCUGGGCUGAAGAAGGAGGCUGGCAACGGCAACAUGAACCGUGCCAGUCUGGACGACACCUACACCAUGGGCGAGGGCCUGAAGAGGAGCGCCCUGAGCAGCUCCCUCCGCGACCUCUCCGAAGCAGGCAAGCGUGGGCGCCGCAGCAGUGCAGGAUCACUAGACAGCAAUAUGGAAGGGUCCAUCAUUAGCAGCCCCCACACACGCCGGAGAGCCACAACCCCCCGAAGUGAGGGCCCGCCCCGGGGCCACCCCACCAUCCCCAACUCCUCCUCCCUCCUCGGGUCGCUCUUCGGCAGCAAGCGGGCAAAGCCUUCAUCCCAGAGCCAUCCUCCUCUUCCUCCGCCCGGUCACCCCACCCUCAUCUCCCACACGCCCCAUCCGUCCAACCUCCACCACACAGCCCAGCAGGUAGCCCAGGCCCAGCUCCACCACUCCCAGUACUGCCAGCAGAACCCCCCUCCCUACCACCACCACCACCACUACCACCCCCCGCCCCACACACAGUACCACCAGCACCCGGCAGCAUACGCAUCCUCCUCCACCCACUCACACCAACACCCGCUUGUACCACAGCACAGUCACAACACCCACGGCCAUCAUGCCUCCCACUCCCAGCAUGCCCUUCAUCACCACAGUCAGCAGCAGAGCCCGGCACACAGCGGGUCCAAAACCAAGCACAGUGGCAUCAGCACCGUGGUGUGACGAGAGAGAGAGAGAGAGAGAGAGAGAGAGAGAAGAGAGAGAGAAGAGAGAGAGAAGAGAGAGAGAAGAGAGAGAAGAGAGAGAAGAGAGAGAGAAGAGAGAGAAGAGAGAGAAAAAGAGAGAGAGAGAGAGAGAGAGAGAGAGAGAGAGAGAGAGAGAGAGAGAGAGAGAGAGAGAGAGAGAGAGAGAGAGAGAGAGAGAGAGAGAGAGAGAGAGAGAGAGAGAGAGAGAGAGAGAGAGAGAGAGAGAGAGAGAGAGAGAGAGAGAGAGAGAGAGAGAGAGAGAGAGAGAGAGAGAGAGAGAGAGAGAGAGAGAGAGAGAGAGAGAGAGAGAGAGAGAGAGAGAGAGAGAGACAGAGACAGAGAGCGACUCAUCCACCAAUGGGGCAGAGGGUAUACUGUCCAUGGCCUGUCCACUGUGUUCCACUGCUGUGGUUGAGAUGGACCUCUGGCAGUCACUUGUAUCCCCUCCCUAUUUCAGCAUCUCACCAAUAUGCAGUUGGAAACCAGACUCAAUUCCUCCACAAAGGACCACGGCUCGAACCUUAGAGUGGGGGCCUCUUUUUUUCUGUCAGGGGUUGAGAGAGGAGGCGUUUUGUACGGGGAAACCCUCCUAAUCCCUGUGAACUCACACCAAACCCGGCUGUGGCGGCUGAAGAGAACCGUGCAUCUCUGUAGGCCGCUCUACAUUGAUCUGUUCUUUCAAUAGUCUGUCUUCCCUUCGUGUAAAGAGUUGGGACAGGCCUGGGAAAACAUUUCUGACUGUUUUCUCUGUCAUGAUGGCAUAUUAUAUUACACAGUCUUUUUAAUCAAAGCUAGCUUUAACACUGCUUUCUUGAGGUUUGUGAAACCCUUUCUUUAUUUUUAAGAAUGCUAUUUGUUGUUGCCUCUCGUAGAAUUCAUGAAGUGUAGAAAAGCUAGGUGUAAUCAUUUCACAAUACCUAGACCAAUGGACAGGCUAACAACUGAGGAACAGUCUCAAUGGUAGUAGUUCUAGUGCUGCAUUUACUGUAGAUGACAGCUUUACGUGUUGUCUCCUAACUCUCAUUAAUAAAUGUGCCAAUUACUAAUGCAUAAACUAUUUAGUCCACACUUCAUGUACAGUAUAUUGUGCGUAAAGUACCUUCUAAGAUUAUACAACCAUUAUUAUUAUCAUUAGAAAUGAACUUUCUCAGUAUUAUACUGACUCUAUGGUAACAGGAUAAAUGGAAAGGAGGCGUGAACCCACAUUGUCAGGCAGGCCAAUAACCUGCUCUGGUACCGAUUGCCUUCCAACCAGAGCAUUGAGAGACUCAGGAAUGCAGCUGUGGCACAUGGCCCUACUGGUGCUGUAUAAAACCUUAGAGUGGACAGACACUUCUUGGCAUGGGUAUUUACUGAGCAUAUGUUGCUCAUCUGCUGGGUAGAUGGGUCCCACUCAGCUCAGUAUAGUACUCCUUCAUAUGUUUAGUACAGUGAGUAAGAACAUGCAGUAAGAUAGCAGUGAAGAUGUGUCACAGCUCUCUUGUUGAGCUAACAGGCUUCUCUUGGCUGUAUGCUGGGUCAGCUCACAGCUUGCCUGACCUAUCGGAGACUUUACUGAUGGACCCAUAGUAGAGUUGGUAACGUCUCAUGCCAAUGAUGCAGCUGCAUUCUUGACUCUUCAAAUCGAAAUACAAUAAUCAUUUAUUUUUCUUUCAUAAUUUACUAUAUUUUUGUUUUCUUCGCAAAACCUGAGUAGUUGAGUGACUAAAAUAAGCUCUUAAGUAUGUAGUGAAUGAUUUGUUUGUUUGUCAACUUUGUUUUUAUCAUUCUGUACGUGCAAUAUCUUCGUACUGAUUUUGUACAUUCAGAACAAGCAAAGGGUCCCUUCUGUUUGUUUUGUAUGUUUUCAUGUUGUCGUUAUUUAUUUAUUUAGUUCGGACCCCUGUCGUUCUCUCUCAGUGGCUUAAUGUGUGGUUGUUCUCAUGGUUCUCUGAGAAGCACAGUCCUGGAAUUCAGUGGAAUGUCUAAUAAGUGAUGUUGCAUGUAAUGUUAUUGAUGUGAGGCUAUCCUCUCCACAUUCUAUAACAAAUCAGUGUUACCAUAGCGAUUAAAGUGCAAUCACGUAAAAAAAAAAUGUAGGCCUUCUACGGGUUCAAGUCUGUUAUCAUGUUGUCCAGGAAGAGAUUCAGGUGAAAAAUAUAUAUUUUUCAUUUCAGAUUAUGUACUUACUUACACAAUUCACGGUGGAAGGAAAGAGGAAUGUGUGUAUAUAUUUUAAAAAGGAAUUUGCUUCCCUCUGGGCAGAAAAUAACUAUUUUGCUGGAUAAGCACAUAUGAAGGAGCGCUUUCAUUUUUUUCAGGAAAUCUGAAAAAAUGUAGAUCUAAUUUACAGAAAAGAAAUGCAAAUGGAACAAAGGAACUGGGAUAUAUGUAAAAUAACUUUCUACAUUCUACAAAAUAAGAGUCUAUUAUCAUGUGUACAUUAGAGUCAACUGUUUCUCCCAAUAUUCAGGGUGUAAAUGUAUUUUAACAUUCACUAAGGAAACUGAAACCAUAAGACUAGAUUCAACACGUGUCCCUUCAUAUUAGAGCCAUGAUAUUAUAACAAAACAUAAGGACAUUUAGACAGAUAAACAUAUCUUAUCUGGAACAUGAAUAAUCACUUGAAUGUCUUUCUAAUAAUUUCAUAUUUUCCUUUUGUAACUCAGAAAUGGUCGGACAACGUAAAAAAAGAAGGAAAUGUAUACAUUGAUCUUGAUAUGUGUUGUAGUGCUUCAAGAAAUGUCCACAGUGAUCUACAGUCUGAGAAGUACCCCCACAAUGCACUGCAUGGACCUGAUGCAUCGUGUGUCCUUUUCACUGUGAGCUUGCUGACCAGGUCAGCCUGUAAAGUUGAAUGACUUUAUUUCCUUUCCUUUGGUUUAGAUCUGGAAUCUUCUGAUGUUGACUUGCUCUUGCUGUCCCACGUUAAGCUGAUUGUUACUUGAGCUCAGCAUGCAUUUAUUUCAUCUGCAUAUACAUAGCCAUUGUAAAAAGAACAAAACAUUAACACCGUUGCACUUCUGUUAUUAUUGAGCCGAGGGCUACGGUUGUGUAAAUAGGAGAGGAGAAGUGUUGAUUAUGGAAUUCUAAAAAAGGUGGUUUAUCUAAAAUGAAGAUUAGAAGGGACCAAGUGGGAGAAAAGGGAUAUGUACAUAGUGUGUAUAUUAUCACUACUGUAAUCCAACAUCUGCCGUGGAGAUCAGGGGGGUGUGUCCGUCACCUCAUAUGAGAGGUGGAAAAUAUAUGAUUCAGAACAUAUCGCUUGUCUCUGCCUCCAACUGUACUGAACUGUCAUUCGCUGUGGAUCUCAAAGACAGACUGUUAUAACGUUCACUGCCUCGUAAACACACACACACAGGCACACACAGACAGACACACACAGACAGACAGGCACACAGACACACACACUCAUCAAAGGGAAAGACAAGAGUGGCCUCAUUUCUAUGUGCAUUCAAGUUUGUCCAGUGAGUAGUGAGUCAGUAAGACCCCAGUUAUUGUAAAACUUCAACUGUGACAAUGUUGACAACGCUAAAUAAACAAAUAUAUGACUUAUGGUU